Ostrea edulis (European flat oyster) is the source of this 645-nucleotide messenger RNA. RefSeq lists its product as uncharacterized. The transcript has 3 exons. The record is from RefSeq and is a predicted model, not a curated record. Bases 1 to 645 code for a protein of 214 amino acids. NCBI's taxonomy places the organism in Eukaryota, Metazoa, Mollusca, Bivalvia, Ostreida, Ostreidae.
AUGUCGGUGAAAACUAUCCACAGAGAUAAGUGGCAGCCCACCAAGGCCAGUUAUGGUGGCUGGCAUAGCGACGAUCCUGAAGAUACGAACUUCAUACUAACAAUUUUUCCAUACAGAGAGUGGCCACAUCCUCAGGAAAAUCGGAGGAUCCUUACGCAGGAAAUGGUUGAAGCUGCAAAGACAAAUGAAGCUUUACUUCAGAAGCACCAUGCAUUCUCUUUGACAGUGAAGGUUUACAGCUUGCCACCUACUGCUGCAGGAGACAAUGAUGCAGAGAAAACAUCAGAUAUGGCAGAAGAAAUCAUGAACCUGGGUGAUACAGAUGUGAAAACUUUUCAUGAUUGUAAUAUAGGAAGAAAACAGAGAGACACAGGAAGAUUCCAUAUAGACGCAGGAAGAUUCCAGAUACACAUAGAAAAAUUCCAGAUAGACAUAGAAAGAUUCCAGAUAGCCACAGGAAGAUUCCAGAUAGACAUAGAAAGAUUUAAGAUCAACACAGGAAGAUUCCGGAUACACACAGGGAAAUUCCAGAUAGACACAGGAAGAUUCCAGAUAGACACAGGAAAAUUCCAGAUAGACAAAGGAAGAUUACAGAUCAACAUAGACAAAUUCCAGACAAACAUGGAUCCCGUUUCCUAUGCAUAA